AUGAGAGUGCUCUGUGCCUUCCCCGAAGCCAUGUCCUCCAGCUACUCCCGCCCCUCAGCGUGCCUAGCCCCGAUGGCUCUCUACUUGUCUCUGUUGCUCCAACUCUCCCCUUCCUCCCAAGCUGGAGACAGGAGACCCUUGCCUGUAGACAGAGCUGCAGGUUUGAAGGAAAAGACCCUGAUUCUACUUGAUGUGAGCACCAAGAACCCAGUCAGGACAGUCAAUGAGAACUUCCUCUCUCUGCAGCUGGAUCCCUCCAUCAUUCAUGAUGGCUGGCUCGAUUUCUUAAGCUCCAAGCGUCUGGUGACCUUGGCCCGGGGACUUUCGCCCGCCUUUCUUCGCUUCGGGGGCAAAAGGACCGACUUUCUACAGUUCCAGAACCUGAGGAACCCGGCGAAAAGCCGCGGGGGCCCGGGCCCGGAUUACUAUCUCAAAAACUAUGAGGAUGACAUUGUUCGAAGUGAUGUUGCCUUGGAUAAACAGAAAGGCUGCAAGAUUGCUCAGCACCCUGAUAUUAUGCUGGAGCUUCAAAGAGAGAAGGCAGCUCAGAUGCAUCUGGUUCUUCUAAAGGAGCAAUUCUCCAACACUUACAGUAAUCUCAUAUUAACAGCCAGGUCUCUAGAUAAACUUUAUAACUUUGCUGAUUGCUCUGGACUCCACCUGAUAUUUGCUCUAAAUGCACUGCGUCGUAAUCCCAAUAACUCCUGGAACAGUUCUAGUGCUCUGAGUCUGUUGAAGUACAGUGCCAGCAAAAAGUACAACAUAUCUUGGGAACUGGGAAAUGAGCCAAAUAACUAUCGGACCAUGCAUGGCCGGGCAGUAAAUGGCAGCCAGUUGGGAAAGGAUUACAUCCAGCUGAAAAGCUUGUUACAACCCAUCCGGAUUUAUUCCAGAGCCAGCUUAUAUGGCCCUAAUAUUGGGCGGCCCAGGAAGAACGUCAUUGCUCUCCUAGAUGGAUUCAUGAAGGUGGCAGGAAGCACAGUGGAUGCAGUUACCUGGCAACAUUGCUACAUUGAUGGCCGGGUGGUCAAAGUGAUGGACUUCCUGAAAACUCGUCUACUAGACACACUCUCUGACCAGAUUAGAAAAAUUCAGAAAGUGGUUAACGCAUACACUCCAGGAAAGAAGAUUUGGCUUGAAGGUGUAGUGACCACCUCAGCUGGAGGCACAAAUAAUCUAUCGGAUUCCUAUGCUGCAGGAUUAUUAUGGCUGAAUACUUUAGGAAUGCUGGCCAGUCAGGGCAUCGAUGUUGUGAUACGGCACUCAUUUUUUGACCAUGGAUACAAUCAUCUGGUGGACCAGAAUUUUAACCCAUUACCAGACUACUGGCUCUCGCUACUUUACAAGCGUUUGAUUGGCCCCAAAGUCUUGGCAGUGUAUGUGGCUGGGCUACAGAGGAAGCCACGGCCAGGCCGAGUGAUCCGGGACAAACUAAGGAUUUAUGCUCACUGCACAAACCACCACAACCACAACUAUGUUCGAGGCUCCAUUACACUUUUCAUUAUCAACUUGCAUCGAUCAAGAAAGAAAAUCAAACUGGCUGGGACUCUCAGGGACAAGCUUGUGCACCAGUAUCUGCUGCAGCCUUAUGGGCAGGAGGGCCUGAAAUCCAAGUCAGUGCAGCUGAAUGGCCAGCCCCUAGUGAUGGUGGACGACGGCACCCUCCCAGAAUUGAAGCCACGCCCCCUGCGGGCCGGCAGGACGCUGGUCAUCCCUCCAGUCACCAUGGGCUUUUAUGUGGUCAAGAAUGUCAAUGCUCUGGCCUGCCGCUACCGAUAAACCACCCUCUACUCACAAGCUACCAGUGGGCCUGCUGGAUGGCUUUCUGCUCUUCCACCCAAUAGUGUCUUUGUUUUUCAGACAUCUUAGUAACCAGCCUCUGCUGCCCCAUCCUGUUGGAGUCAACAUAGACUUACUGUCCAAAGAGACUAAAUAUCAUAGUAUGAGCUUAGCCUACGUAGGUUGCACCCAUCCCUAAGGAAAAUGUAGACAUCAUCUGUCCCUAUAUAAGGACAAAGGUUUGUGUCGAGAGCUGUAUGUUUCCUUUGCAUCACCAUGAAAAAAGGCUGAUAGCAAACUCCCAGGACAAAUGUUUCCAAGCAAUUUCCCAUGAUCCCUGUUGCACAACACUAUAAUUACAAACCCUAAACUUUAGUCUGUUGCUGCUGCCCUCAGCAGAAGAUUAGGAAAGAAAAGUCUGGAAGAACCUGCAAGAACCCAAUCCCUUUCUAAUUCCUCCUUUGUCUGUUUCCUGCUGCUGUCCUGGGUUUCCUGACACCUCUCUUCCCAUAGGGGAGCAAAUGGGUGAGUCAGCUCUGGCCUUCUGGGUGAGCUGUUUAUGUAAUUUCCUGGUUGAUGUAUGUGUGUGUGCAUCUGGGUUUCUGACAGUGGCAUCCAUCACUGGCUAUUCCUCCGGGAAGCAGGUGCUUCAAAAGUAGAAUUACAAUCAUACUCCAAAUUUUGUACAAAGAUUCUAUUCCUCUGUGAAUUUAGAUUCCCCCAGGCUUGGAAUGGGAGUCAGGUAACAAUAUUCACUGAGUAGAGAGUAAUGUAUUAGACACCAUAAAAAGCAAUCAUCAUUCUUCAUGUUGCCAGGAGGGAAAGAGUUGUAGUACAAAUAAAAAAUGUAUGGAAGUAUCAGGGAGGCAGGGGGAGAGAAUAUCAACUAAAUAAAGCAAAUUAAACCUGCCCCAAAAAUCAAAGAAUAUUAAGGGCUUGAGAAGGUAAGCCCUUAUGUUUGGCUAGCCAAAACCGAUUUAGAAGAAGAAAGAGUGACCCAGAAGUCAUUCUUGUAAAACGUAACUGAAUCUAACCUUUCUUCCCCUCCCCAUGGAGCUGAGCUUCUCAGUGGCAUUUACUAGGCAAAAAUCCAAUCUGGUCAUUAAAGAUGACCAGGUCCAUUCCCUCCCAUUGAGCAUAGAACAAGCUUUCAUGGAGACAUACUGAGGGAGUAUGGGAAAUCUGAAGACAGGGGCCAGACGGCAAAACUGCAGAAUGGUAGUGGGAAGCUACUGAGUUGGGCAGGGAGAAAGGGGAGUGAUUUAAAGUUCAGGAUGAGGGUCUUUGUGACUCCAGAGGUAUGUAGGCCCUUGCAAACAAGUUUCAACUGUAAUGACUUUCUUGUUCUUCUCAGAAUAAAUGAUGUGGAUGAUUUUUUUAAGGAGGAACUAUUUGAUAUAACUAAAGGUUCCAGUUCACACAGUGGUUCGACCUUCCUGGGUGAAAUGAUAGAGAGAGGGUGAGGGUAGAGUUGCUGAGGGCUACUCCAGGCAGGCUGCCUAAAAUGCCUGAGUGAAGAUCCGGGCCAGGUCUGCAAAGUGAAAAAUAGGAGCAAGGUGAGAUAAGCAAGGCAGCGUAAGAUGCUCAGCGUGGAGAAGUGGGAAUUUGGGAGACAGAAGCCAACUUGCUAAUUUAUAUUUAGGGCAGUGGACUCGAUUUUUGACAUCUUUAUUAAUAGGUACCGGAGGAAGAGCACACAGGAGGUAUACCCAGGUGAGUAAACGACAGACUGAGCUUGGACUGGACCAGCUCAUCGGCUGUGCUCAGCUUGGAAGCUGGAGAGAAAGGAGCAGAGCCUGAGAUUGGCCCCCACCCACAAGGCUCCCCAGGGGAGCCUCCUCCUCUGGAACCAGGCACCCUGUGUCAAAGUUUCACCUUUGAGAGGGCAAGAGAAGGAAGUGCGAGCACUAGGGUAGGAAGGAGAGAAGAGGGAACAAAUGGGCAGGGCAAAAUAAGGAAAAUUGGGGAAAAGAGAAACAAGAGAGUAAAGGAAUACUUUCCCAAACUCUGCAGAUAACAGAAACUCUUCUGUAGUCCAGUGAAGGUUCAGCUUCAGGACAAGGUAACCAAAGGUCCCUAAUAGCCAGAUCCUGGACUAGUUUACUUUGCAUCCAUAGAAGUCCCAUGGUGAAAUUACCAUUGCCAUCCUCAUUUUCCCUACCAAGCAUAGAGAAGAACUUUAGCUUGCCCAGGGUCACCCGGGGGAGUGGGUGGUGAUUAAAGAAUAAUCUGGAGGCCCUGUGCUUCGUCACCAAACUCAGUAGCCACCCAAGUCUCAGGUUUUCCCCCUUCACUUCCUGAUAGUUUCUACCCACUCCGUACCGCCAGGACUUCCAGAGCUCCAACCAAACACAUUUUCUGUAAAUAAAUAUUGAUUUCACUAAGCCUUGCAGGAUAUAGGUAAUUCCUGCCUCUUUUGUCUCUUCUGUGUAUUAAAUGCUUCACCAAGAGGUUUAAGUUUUACUUAUUUUUUAGUUAAUAAAAAGGGAAGAAGAAACACUGAAAUUUAUCCUCGCAGUCUUGCCAUUCUAACUUUCCAACCAUCUCAUGGAAGAAGUAUUUGGAUUGUUCAAAGUGCACCAAGAAACUAAGUAUAACAUCACAUUUCAUAGAGAUUUUAGCACCAUUCAUGGGAGGAAGCUGGGGUAGGAUGGGAAAAAUAGAUACUAAACCAGGGGGGGUUGUUCUUUACAGGGGUGCACCCAUCACUCUUCCCACACUGCCUGUGACAGGCACAGCAUCACAGCAUGCAUCAAGGGAGCAGUGUGGAAGGCCAGCCUGAGAUAGGAGUGAGGAGCUCAUUCACUAGCAUCUCCAGGUCAGUUUUCCCUCCUCAAACAAGACAAGGCUGGCCAAGAUCAUAUGAGACUUAA
Molecule: messenger RNA, 4652 nt
Organism: Fukomys damarensis (Damara mole-rat)
Lineage: Eukaryota; Metazoa; Chordata; Mammalia; Rodentia; Bathyergidae
Gene: Hpse2
Product: heparanase 2 (inactive)
Exons: 12
Coding region: 1-1779 (592 amino acids)
Cellular component (GO): membrane; extracellular matrix
Molecular function (GO): hydrolase activity, acting on glycosyl bonds
Source: RefSeq, a predicted model, not a curated record